AAAAACCACAAAAAAUUUCAAGUCAGGGUUGGUGAUGCCCCUUGCCUCGCCUUUGUUGCCCAACAUUGCCUUUUCUAUUAUAGGUCUUCUGUUUCCAAAUAAAUUUUAGGAAUGUUUUCUCUAGAUCUGUGAGAUAUGUUAAAGAUAUUUCAAUUGGGAUUGCAUUAAAUCUGUAUAACUUUUGCGAGCGUGGCCAUUUUCACAAUGCUGGUUCUUCCUAUCCUUGAGCAAGGAAUAUCUUUUCAUUUUCUGAUAUCUAAGAGGAGAGAUUUAUUUAUCUCACAGAUUUGGAAACUAAAUGGUCAAGAUCAGGCAGCAGCAUGUGUUCGGCCUCUGGUAAGCCACCCCCUCCCCACUGGGGGUUCCACUGAAUCUUAGUUGAUGGCCUCAUGGUGGGAGCCUAGACAGGAGUGAGAGCGCUUAUGGAGAGACUGCUAGAGAAAGAUUCAGAGGUCUUCUUUGACAACAAAGGGUUUCCUUGCCCCUGGGACUCACUCUGGUGGAGAAAAUGUGAGGAAGUGAUUGACAUAGAACCUAAAAAAGAUUGACUACUAGUAGUGGGCUACUUAGAACUGAAUUUACAUUUGAUAUUUUUUCUUAUUUUAUUUUUAAUACUGACAAACAUUCUUAGUGUUGUCAACUAACUUUCCCAAGGCAUGUUUUAUUUAUUAGUUUUUGUAUUAAAAAGUGGCAUCUUUGUGGAUGUUAAUUGGUACUUUUUGAACCGUGUUUUUGCAAAUUUAUGGGUGUUUCAAGGAGCCCUUUCAGAGCUAUUUCAGUAUGUGGGGGCAACGAGUAGAGAGAGAGGAGGUGUCCACUCUCCAGGUUAGGGCUUUUUACUGUUGGUCCCUAUGCAAUGUGAGCAUGUCUGCUAUUCUUGAUUUUGCAUGUUGGUUUCCAAGUAAGACUUAAUCUGAAUGAAGGAUUUCUUGGUUAAAAUAAGUUUGUCAUAUGUGGCCACAUGUUUUUUAAGUUUCUCCUCUUCUCCUGCUGAGUCUGGUUUAUGUCUUUGCAACUGCUAAUGGUUUCUAGCUACUGUGGUGUAUCUGUGCUGAAAAAGCACAGGGAACUUUGGCCUUAUUAGCUCUAUAAUUUGGUACUUGUGGGGAGAACAAGCCAAGUGAGCGGGGAGAUGUUGGAAGCAAGAAAUAUAGAUUGAGAAUAAGCAGAGACUCAAGUUAUACAUCUUCUGUAGAAGGUUUACAGAGAGAGGCAAACUGGGUCCAAGAGAAAAUUCUGGGGAACAGAUAUGCUGGGUCAGUUACGCUGCUCUGUAUUCACCUUGACACAAUGUAUUGCUAGCUAGUCAGUGAGGUUCACUUUCCAUAUUUUAAUUGUGUAUUUUCCCAUAUGAGCUUGUGCACCGUGAGAAGAGUUGGAGCACAAGUGUUCGUGGGUGAGACAGGUGGCGGCUGGGGUUAGGGCAAAGUGUAGAGGGGCUUAGUAGACUGUCCAUCCUGCAUAUAUCUUUAGAGUCUCUUCUAUAUGCAUAUUGAGAGUAUAAAGUUUAAUGAGUACCUAGUGAAUUUAGCAAUUCAGGCAGCUAUUAUAAUUUUUUAACAUAAAAUGAUUUAUGAAGAAAUACUGUGGUUUCUGGAUUUUCAAAAUCCAGACCCUAAUCUGGUGUCUCAGUUCUCCCUUGUGGAGGUGGAACGGAGUCUGCUGGUCCUGGCUGUGUCAUCCUGAGUGCCUGGGGCUAAGUUUCCUUUCCACCUGGACCUAUCACCUACUGAAUUUUGCUGAUCCAGUCCACACCCUCAGUGCUAACCAACUGUUUGCCAGUUUAAGUCAUGCAGAUCACAGGCAACAAUUUAUUAACUUAAUUUAAAAACUCAUUAACACUCUCAGAAAAAGCCAAAGUUCUCAGAUAAAGAAUAAAUAAAUGCACAUAAAUAAAGUGCCUAUUUGCAGUAUUUCCCUUGUAGGUAGGGCGUUACUUAAUAGUUGCUUAGUAGUCAGUGAUUAAGUCCUCCACAUUUAAAAAUUUUUUUUAUUUCUUUAGACUUAUUUCUCUAUCUUCUCCACUCAAAAACAGGACAUAAAGGUCAGACAACCUCAUCUUCUAAUUUUAUUAAAGAUGAUAGUUUCACUAAAAUUACAAAUGAUGCUGAGUAGCAGAUGAUCACAGAUUUUCCUCUCACACUUUUCCUGGCAUAUUCUGCUUUCUUUCUAAAAUCUUAAUUGACUUAGUUGGCUGUAAGUACAGGCUGUAUUAAGGUAAUGUGCCAGCUUACUUUUAAUGGUUUUAAGCAGAAGAUGAAAGAUUAGAUUAGAUGAAAAUGGACUUAUUGACCUGUAAAACUUCUAAUAAAAAAUGCCUUGGUUAAAAAAUGGUAACAAGGGGCUGGAGAUUUAGCUCAGCGGCAUAAGUGCCUGCCUUGCAAGCAGGCAGUCAUGAGUUCGAUCCCCGGUACGGAUAAAAAGGAAAAAGAAAAAAAAAAAUGGUAACAAAACUCAAUGAAUUUAUCUCUGCACCAAGCAAAUGUUUACAGAGAGUCCUCACUGUCUCCUUACUUAGAGGCUUUUCACCUCGCAGGGAGGACAUAUUUGUGUACAAAAAUCACUACAGUAAUGGGAGACCCCUAAGUGAGUACUUGUGAAACGAGUUCAGAUACAGAGAUAUUUAUGGCUCGUAUGGCUGCCUAGGUUUGUUAAACCACUAAAGACAUGUGGCGAUUCAUAAUGACAUUCUGGGUAGUGGGUGUAAGAUGUACAAAGGCACUGAGGUGGAGCGAUGCAUUGUGGUUGAAAGUACUCCUGGUUCUCCGUGGUGGUGCCACAGAGCUGACAGGAGGGGAUGUAGCAGAGAUCCGGCAUAGGCAGGAUGGCAAACCAUUUAGAGACCAAGUGCCCCCAUUGCAACCUUAACCCCAUUUAUUUAUUGCACAGUGCUGGUGAUGCAAUUAAACCUAAAUGUUGAGAUUUUUAACUAAGAAAAAGCAACCCUAUAUUAACAUCUUUUGUUUUAAAAGAAAAAUACAAUUAUAAAGCUUUCAGUCAUACAAACAACUUUUUAUUGAAAGGAAAAAGUCUGCAUUUGGCCUGCUUUUGCACAAUUAGUGUGAUCUUUGCUGUUGUAUGCCUGCUAAUAAUUGUCAAACCUCAGCUCACACUUUUGUUAGUUUGAGAGCAAUACAUGCAGCACUCAGGUCAUCUGUUAGUCUGUGUCUUUGAUCAGAUUUGAUAUAAUUUAGAGCUGAAAACAGCUGCCCACAAGCAUAGGACAACCGAAACAAAGUGAGAAAAGCAAUGCCAAGUGUUUUCACUGAUUUAAAAUUACUUGGCAGAGGAUUCCAUGCUUUAAGGAUUUCACUUUCAGAACGGCCAAUUACGUUCUCCUUUGUUUUCCAUUCACACUCUGUCUUCUCCUGUGCUGCAUGCAGGUCAUAGAACUUGUUUCUCCAGGUAGAGCUCUCUUGAAAUUCCAAUGGCUCCCUUUUCAGAUUUCCAAAAUCUACCCUGUAUAGGCAGGAAUGUUCAAGUUCUCAAAAUUUGAUUUUAUCUGGAAAAAUCAGAAAACAGAGUUGUCUCCAUUUUGUGGAACUAUAAAAAUCUGUUACUAAAAUUUUUCUUUGUGAUUGCUACAAUACUAGAAAAUUCUUUGUAGGUUUCCUGAUGACUUGUGGGAUUGUCCACAAAUGUUGUAGAAUAUUCUAAAUGCAUUUUAGGAUUUAGAAAAAUAUUUCAACUACCCGCUUUAAGUUUCGGGGUGACUUGGUUUGUGUGCUAACAGAAAGAGCUCUGCAUGCUUACUGUAGCACACGUGCCAUAGCUUUGCCACCACUGGGCUAGAGCAUUUAGCUUCUUGUGCAUUUUGCAAGGGACUUUCAUUUUUGCUUUGGUAACUUUGGGUGAAGAGUUGGGUGUCAAUGGGGUUUGAUGAUAAAAUUAGCUUUUAUUCCAAACAACCUGGAAUGAAGCUUGACGAAAGGCUCCAGAGGGCAACUAGUGAAGUGAUACAGUUGGGAAAUAUGGUUAAUAGAUUAUAGUAAGACUGGUUUUUAUAUUUGUAUUCUUGGUGCUGGGUGCCCAGUUAUGGCAGGUGGUAGAGAUUUCUGGCAGGAAGUUUGAUGUUCUGGGUAAGAAAGUCACAAUAUGAACACGAACUGCUAGUGGGGUCACUUGAAAUCACAUGUCUGGAUAUAAUUAUAUAGGGGAGAGUGAAAGAGUUAUACAGUGUGUCAAAGAAAUAACAGGAGAAUGUGACAGAACUUUGCUCGGGGCAUAUCUUGGUCAUCGCACCUUUGGUUUUUACACCGUAAUUAUGCAGCUGUGGGUUGGCCUUUUUCCUGGGGCCAACUGUGAAGUCAGGAACUGUCUUAUUCAUGUCAGCAUCACUGUACAAAUUCUGAGCACUGUUCUAAGUCCAUGUCAUGUCUGUCAUAGUGUACAAAUGGUGCAUGCAAGUCAUAGAAUUUGUCAUGACAUUUGAGUGGCACUUCAACUAUUCCUGUUUAAUUGACCCCAGCAGCCAGCAUGGAACUUACUAUAAUUUCAAUAUGGUUUGCUUCCUCAGCAGCACGUGCUGAAAUUUAAUCCCCAUUAUGAUAUCUAAAGAGGUGGGAACAUACGAGAGUGUUGGGGUGACUUGGACUCUCCCUUCAUGAAUAGAUUAAUCUCUUCAAGCAAUUAAUAAGUUAACAACUGAAUGGUUAUCUUAAGAGUUGAUCUCCUAAAAGCAGCCUUUUGAGUGGGUCUCUUCCAUGUUUCCUGUCUCCUACCACACAAUGCUCUGUACUCUCAGAACUCCUAACUAGAAGGCCAUUGCUAGAUGUAGCCCCUUGAGGUUGAGCUGGAACUGUGAAUCCAAAUAAACCUGCUUUCUUUAUAACUUAUUCAGUGUUACUAGCAACAGAAAAUUAACUUAGACAGUAUCUGCAAUGUGGUGUUUGUCAAAAAAAUGACACCAUAUAUCCUGAAUGGGCAGAUAAAGAGUCUAGCACAAGAAAUUAAGGAGCAGGGUUUUGCAGGGAAGAAGGAUAAAUAGGAGAGACUUCCGUCAUGGAAAUUGUCCCCAAAUCAUGAAAGACAGAGGUGAACAGUGCUACAAGAUGGCCAAGCAAUGAAGGAUGGCAGAGUAACUGCUGGAAAUGAGGUGCCAAAAACCAGACUGGGUAGUUUGUGAGGGAGACAGAGGCCAGACUGCGUUCCACUACAGUGCAAGGGAGAAGAGGGUGAUGAGAGAGUGUAGACAGGUCCUUAGGAGGUGGAAUCUGUCAGAAGAAGGUAACUGGUUAUACCCGGGAAGGAUGAUGAAACCCUGGGGACUUUUCCUCCGGGUUCUUUUCCUUCUGUUCCCAUCUCAUGUCCCUCCCAUUCUCCCUCUGCUUUAAGGAAACAUUUGAAGAAGUGUACAGGCUAAGGAGAGCCCUUGAAAAAGUCUUAUUCAAGAUGUAGAAAAGAGUAGUGCACACUUGUAAUCUGAGUACUCUUGGGAGGCUGAGGCAUGAAAAUUACAAAUUCAAGCCCGCUUUGGGUAACAGUGUUUUAGCAAGACCCACAUCCAGAUGUGGAGUUCUGUCUCAGAAUAAGAAAAAUAAAAAUAAAAAUAAAAAGGGCUAGGAAUACAGCUCAGUAUGAAAGGCUUAAGUUCAAUUCUCAAUACUCUGAAAACAAAAAAGAAAGGAAGACGUCGUAAUUGAAGAGAGAACUUAUUUUAUAAUAUUUUAUAAAGCCUUGAGACAGGAGAAAAGAGGUAAGGAUGGGUAUGAAGGUGAGUAAAUGAGACGAAUAAGAGGAAGGAAAGGAAAUGGAAGAAAAUCUCAAAGAACUCAAGUCUCUCUACAAAAUACUAACUAACACGUUUUGACCACUUUCUAUGUUCUGAGCAUUCUUAAAAUUAUUUUACAUGUGUAACUCACUACAUUCCUGUGACAACCCUGUAAAGAAAAAAUUACUAUCCUAGUGAAAAACUGAAAUGACUGAAACACAGAGAGGUUAAGCAGUUCUCCUGAAGCGAACAGCUACUAAGUGGUAGAAUCAGGACACCAAGCUGGUGCCAUCCUUCUGUCACACUGACAAUGUUGUGCUCAUGGAAUACUGAAGUACAGCACACUGCUGCUGGAUCAUGUCCAGCAAUGAGUAACCUACAAGGUUGGCAGAUUUCUCUGAGCAAAAUCUACCUUACCAGUUAUGACUGUGGAAAUACUGAGAUCUUUGGAUUGCUGCAGAAGGUUUGGUAGCUUGGGUUGACCGUGCCAGCAGUAGAACAAGUGAAGGAUAAAUCAUGAGAUCUGGCUUCUUGGGAGAAGAAAAAGGGAGAGAGCCAGCUAAAAGGAUGGGAAUCAGGGCAGCAGUAAGACAUUUGAGGCACAAGAAGGUUGAAAGGCAAGUGUAAUGGAAGUUCAAGAGUUGGAGAUUUGUAGAAGAGAGAAAGUCGGGAUUAGAGAAGGACCCUUAAUUCUCACAAAAAUCCUAGAUUUCACAAGUGAGGGCUGGUGCACAAUACAAUCAGUGGGUGUUGAGGUUUGGGGCAUGCGUGGCAGUAAUGGAUUGUGGGUAAAUCAUAUGAAACAUGAAGAUGUCAGAGGUGAGCCUGUGAUUGUGGAAAUGAUGGACAGAUACUCACUGAGAAUCUAAAUUUUAGCAAGCCUCUACCCUAAUGGGUUUAGUUAUAGGGAAAGAUACAAAAGGUGAGCUGGUAUUUAACAUACAAAAAAGUACUUAAUGGCCUCAGUAAAACACUUCAAGGAACCAUUAAAUCACUUACAUUUUGCACUGUAGUUUUUAAAAAAAGAACUUGAAAUAUGAGUUGGCAAAGCAGCACAUUCAACAGGUAACUUUGAAUGCUUUAGCCGAAUCACCUUUAUUAAUUAGGAGGAAAAAACUAUGUCCUUUGGCAAAAUCUCCUCUUUAUUCCACCAUGACUGUUUCUUUCCUUCUGAUAACUUGCAAGAUAGCAAGCUAUGGAAAGAGAGAGGCAGCUGAAGACAGUCGGACUUCCAGAUGGGGUUAGAGAUCAUGGGAGAGGAACUGGAAGCCAGUAAAACUCAGUGUGGAGCCCUCUGCCUCUGUAGUUAGCUGUGUGAUUGGAAACCAGCAAAUAGGUACGGCCUUUGUAACUGUACAUACGAUUAUCUGCUCUCUUCUGCCCAUGUAGCAUUUGAAGAAAUCAGAAUUAGAUCUCAUGUGAACUUAGACAGGCCUGCAUCUGAAGAUAUGGAGCUACCACAUAGGAAUAGAAUAUGUACCCUAGAUCUGACACAUCAUGGCAUGGACAGAAAAUGCAUCAGAUGUGUUGUCUGGAAAUGUAAGAGCAGAAGCUUCAACUUGAAUGGGUUUCUAGGAUAAGGAAAAUAAUUUCUUUACAGAGCAGGCAGUCUAGAAGCAGAAUGUCUAGACUCUGCCUUUGCUUCUCUCUGAUUUUCUUUCCUCCCUUCUGCCAUAUGUUGAUGUCAUUCUUAACUGGACUCUCCUCGUGGCUGAAAGAUGACUAUGACAGUUGGAAGGGUCAUAUUAAGAUGGGAAACAUCAAGUGGAUGGAGAGAGGUCACAUGUUCAUGUCUCCUUGGCAGUGAGGAGACCUUUGCUAGAAGAUCACAGAGACUUGUAAAGAAUUCAGGUCUUAGAGAAAGGAGUAAAGGGUAUCUCCUUUCCCUACCUCCGCCCAAGCCUACAGCUUGCAUUUCAAACAAUUUGAUGUGUGUGCCUCCAGCCCCUUUACCAACACAUUUAGAUCACCUAAGCAAGCCACUAUACCUCCCUUUUAGACAGGAAGAACAAAUGUUGGAGGCAGGAGUAUCUUGUCUGCUCCAGGGACUUCCUUCCUGAAUGAGGUUUAUGGCAUGCAGCCCUCUGGGCACCAGCAUACCCCAAAUUUAGCACCAAGAGAGGAGAGCCAGAGGACCUGGUAGACCCCCUUUUCAGGGAAGGAGAGCUAUUUGUGCCUUCUAAUAUUUUUCCUGCUCUGCUUUUACUUUCUAACCAGAGACCAAGGCCAAUAAAGAGAUUUUUGGAGAGAUCCAGGACUGCCUCGCUGUCAUCUCUGUUUGCCCCAAAGUCUGUCCUUGUUUGUACCCAGUUACUCUUGCAUAAGAGAAGUGAAGGUGCCCUGAUUCUGCGGGUCUAUUAUUUGAGUCACUUGGAGCAAGUUACGUCAAUGGUUAGAAGUCGAGUCUUGGUUUUCUCCAACCUUAAGGUGCAUUUGUUUUUCCUUAUCGUAUUAAGGUUUCUGAAAUAAGGUGUGAGUGGCAUUAAGUAUAUAUCUCCUAAGAGGAUAAUUUUUAAAAAUUAAUUUCUCCUUUUGUUUUUUGGAAAGUUGUUAGUAAGCCAGUGAAGUAACUUUGCAAGUUAGAACUGUGGGAAUGUGAUAAUCAGUUUCCUGAGGUAUCAUUUGGACCGUGGAGAUUGCAUGAUAGCCUGAUCUGUGAACUGUAAAAGUGCUGUAGAAAUACAAGAGGUCUGAAAACUGUCAGCUGUCUGAUCACAUCUUAAAGAUGCAAACAAAGGAACUUCUUGACCUAAAAAGUUAUGAGAAUCUUCCACAGAGUUGUAAUCUGAGUUGUGUGAAUGUGUUUUCCUUUUCUCCUUCUGUCUUUCUCCCCUUUCCACACCCCUCGGUUUUUUUCUGUGCUAGGGAUCAAACCCAGGGCCAGGCCCAUGUAGGCAAGUGCUCUACCACUGAGAUACACCUCGGACCCUGGGAAUGUACAUUUCUCUUCUGUUUCCCACCCUGUAAGACUCAGUAAGCUAUUUUCACUUCAAAUGAAACAAGCAAACAAACAAAUAUAGUUCAUAAACACUGAAAGGGUUUUGUUUUGUCUUUUUGGUACAGGGUCUUGCCAUGAAGUUCAAGUGGCCUUGAGCUCACUGUGUAGCCCAGGCUGGUCUCAAACUUAAAAGAAUCUUCCUACCUCGGCCUCCCAAGUGCUGGGAUUACAGGCAUGUGUCACCACACCUGGCAUUGGAAGUUUUUGAAUUAAGCCUCGGCAAGAUUUGUUUUCUUCUUGUAAUUCAGUGGAUUUUUGACCCUUGCUGGAAUUAUCAGGAUAGUCCCAAAGCUCUUAUUUUUUUUCCCAAAGCUCUUAUUAACCUAAACACAAUGUCAAUGAAAAUGAAUUGGAAUGUUCCAUGGUAGCUGGGCUAAUGCCAUUUUGUUUCUGGUCACCAUUUUGCCUCCUGAGCUCUCCUGUCUAUCCCUCCCAAUUUUCAUUCUGUUGAGACCUGCAACCCCAGGAGAACUUUCUCCAGGUGACCUCUUUUCAAAAACCCCUUUUCUGACUAAGGUUGUACCUAGUCCUUACCUACACCACCAACAUUUGGACCAAGGUGAUGGUCUCGUUUUUUCCUCAGACCUAGAAAUGAGCCUCUGUAUAAUGUUUAACCACCGUAUCCUAAGGGCUGACAUUCUGAACUCUGUGUUGGGUGUCUGCCACUGAUGAAUAAAACUUGCUUGCUUCUGUGCUCUUUGAGUGUCUCUUGUGAUUUUGCUACAUCAGAGAAAGGAGGUGUUGCAAGUAAAGUUGAGCACUAGGAUGUCAUUGGGUACCCACAGUAUGCCAAGCAACACGGAUGGAUCCAAAUCAAUUAUUCAGAUACCUCAUUUCUGUCUAAGCAGGGUCCAAGGAAGAUAGCGAAAGGAACAAAGUCUAGGACUGCCUAAAAAUUCUCUCUCAGCUAAUUCCAGUGAUUUGUCCUAAUUACAAGUCUGAAGAAAUUCAGAAUCUGGAAGGAAAUUUGGUAAGCAAAGGAUGCUAAUCAAAUAACCCCAUGGAAACAAAAUCACAGAGAGAUUGUUUAUAUUCUCCUGACAAAUCUCAUCAGCUGUGUAGUGUUCAUUUGCAGGUUAAUGUUCUAUCACAGCUACAAAGUCAGGAGUCUCCAGAGGCUUAAGCAUGAGGUAGCUGAGUCCCAGUGUCAUUGGAAAGGGGACUGCACCCAAUGGGGACCAUGUCAAGGCUCUGUCACCUGUCAGUGGGUAUUUUGCUUCUGUCCUUAGUUCUGGGGUUCACCAGCAGAGAGGACUACAGUCUCCGCCCUUCUGGAGUUAAUAUUCUCAUUGCUACUGCUUUAAACAAAAAUUAAGCCAGAAUUAUCUCUAUUGUCUUAAAAAUAAUUACAAUAAACUUAUCUUUAGAAAAAGACUGAAUGCAUCAGACAUACUGGUAUGUUCCUGGGAAUAAAUUGACCAGAUUUUGAUUUUGUUAGUGUUUAGAUCUUUUUCACAUAGAGAAUACUUCUGGAUAAACAUGUUUACUAUAAUUGUAAGUAGAGAUAGUUUAUUUUUAACAUUCUGUUUGGUCUUAGUUUUCCAAAUAACCAUAAUUAUAAAAUGUUAUUGGUUGUACAGGGCACCACCUGGUUUAUUUAAUUCUAGUUUUACUGUUCAAAUGAAAAUAAGACUUCAUCAUAAAAAUUUCCAUUUCUCCUGUUGUGGUACUGACUGUGAAAAUUACAUCACUCAUUGAAAUUGCUACCAAACCCCUAACAGAUACCUUUAUAUCUCUAUAACUUCCAAUGGUCACUGUUAGGUCCAAAUAUCUGAGUAAUUGUUUGUUUCCUGAAACUUGUAUAUUUAAGCCUUAACUGCUUUCAAAAGUCAAAAUUGCAAAAAAUUUCAUUCCAGGAUCUUAUUUAGCUUUACUUAUGUGAGUCUAGAAUCAGGCAAUACCUCAUUUCAUGAAAUGGAAUAUUUAUUCUGAUAAACCAAGCAGUGGAGGUUGGUUUUAGACAGAAAAAUGUCAAAGAAAGUAGAAAAAGAACACAACGUAGAUUGGUCCUUGCUAUGACUUGUGUAUAGCUUCCCUCCGCCGGCCCACGAAGUCCUACAUGGAGCUUUCCAGAGGUGGCUGGAUCUGCACUGUGUUAAUCUGGGGUUAAGUGUGUGAUGAUUGGAGCAAAGGUGUGUAAUUACUGAGUUAGUCCACUGAGUGGUUUGGCAUAGCUCUGGGUGUGGAUAAUGGGGAGAACCACCCCGAGUGUGAGUACACCCCCACCCUAAAGAUGUGUAGCCUGGAUAAAACAGAAGAGACAGAAAGACGGACGCUGCUGUCCUUGCUUGCUGCUGCUGCUGCCUUCCGCCCGCCAUGAACUGUUUCUCCUCUCUGAUGUGCCUCUGCCAUGCCAGCCCAUUAUAGACUGAAAACUGUAAACUAUGAGUCAAAAAUAAGCAUUGCCUCCCUUUACUUUGAGGGUCAGUUAUUUUGUCUCAGCAACAAGAAAAGUAAGUCAGACAUUUUGAAGUUACUGUUGUAAAGGUUAAAGCUGAGAGGACUUGUUUAUCACCGCAGCUAACAUUGGCUUGUUUGAGGAUUUGCCUGCCUUCUCUCAAUUUCUUGGAAAGUCAGAUAAACAGCUUUUGGCUUGAUGGCGGAACUUUAGUGUGAGCGACUCCAUUGGUUUGCUUUGUUGGGCCUAGUGCAGAAGCUCAGUUCAAGUCAAUGACCUCUUACAAAAUUUAUUUAGCUCUGCCAAUAGGAUGAUAUUAGAAAUAUUUACACCACCAUGAGGGCAGUGGGAGGUGACUAGGAUUAUGAGAGGCCAUAAAGGUCACAUUUCCAAAUGAGAUUAGUACAAGAACAAGAAAGACGUGUCUCUCCACUGAGCAAGUGCAUGCACAAAGCACACUAAAGUAGGGUAGUUCCAAAAGCUUACUUUAGAACUUCCAUCUAGCUACACAGUUCUGUGUCGCGUGGUUCCUCCAGGGUGACCUGGGUGAUUUCUAGUGUGUCCUGGUCCAGUCAGCUCCCUUCUGAGUGCUCAGGGCCUCUUGUAUUUUCAGUAUUGUCUUGAGUGACACUCAGUUAGAAAACUAACUUUUCUUCCUCCAUAGUUCAUUUCAAAGCAUACCGGCAUUUUUACAAAUGUCAAAUCUUCACCAUUAGGCAUUAUAUUUGUUACUGAUUAGUAGUACAUUGCAGAUUUAAGAGGUUGAUAAACAUUUUUAAUGGUGAGAAAAUGUGACCAGAUUUUUUUCACUUAGAAUAAUGUCUUCAGUUUCACUUACAUGGUAGCAUGUACCACCCUUCCUCUUAAGGCUGCAUAAUCUUCCAUUAUGUAGCCAAAUGUAACACAUUUUAUUUAUCUAUUUAUCUCUCAAUGGAACUUCGGGAUGUUUCCACUUUUUUGACAUUAUGAAUAAUAUCAUCACAAAUAUAGCUAUACAGAUAUCUGUUUGAACCCUAGCUUUUGAUUAUUUUGGGUAUAUACUUGAAGGAAAGUUGCUAAAUCAUACAAUAAUUCUUUUUCAUAAUCUGAGGGACAACUAUAGGAUUUUAUAAUACUGCCAGCAAUGAAAAAAGCCUUAGACUUCUCCACAUCCUGGCCAGCACUUGUUGUUUUCUAAGUUUUUUUCUUUUCUUUUCUUUUUUUUCUGUACCAGGAAUCAGACUCAGGAUCUUGUGUUUGCCAAGCAGGCGCUAUACCACUGAGCCCUAUUUUCUGAGUUUUUGUAAUGGUCAGUAUAAUGUACAUGAAGUCAAACUUGUUUUAAAAGUAGUAGUCUUCUCCGAAGUAUUUCCUCCAAAUAAAAAUAGUGCAUAUUUGGGUGAAAAAAUAAAGAUGAUUUUUAUUGUCCUUUUUUUUUGGUACGGGGAAUCAAACUCAUGACCUUUUGCUUGCCAGGCAGGUGUUUAGGCCAUUGAGCUAAAUCCCUGCCCCCCCUUUCUUUCUCUGUGUGUGUGUGUGUACAUGUGCACAUGUGCAUUUUAUCUGCCAAGUUUAUUUCAUAGAGCACACAUUUACACAGAGCUUUAACAGUGUUUCAACACACACCAUAGGUUCAGAAAAACAUCAGAACCUCAGUUUUUUAAUGUGAUUGUCUCUACCUUCUAUGUGAAAGCUAGUGUAUAAAAAGUUUUGAAACUUAAGGCAACCUGCCCUAAUCUAUAACAAAGAUAAGUACUUGAAGUAGCAAAAAACAAAAGAUUAGAAAGAAUAGUUGUCUCCUUUUACGAAUCCAGGACUGGUAGCCAAAAGGAGUAAUUGGUUUACUUCAAAUUCUGUGAUUCAACACCAUGAAACUCAUUAGUGUUAGGACAAGGAACUCGCAUUCAAGUUUCAUGGAAUCAUAUAUCUGGUGUGUGUGUGUGUGUGUGUGUGUGUGUGUGUGUGUAAGUGUACUUACGUGUGUGCACAUGCGUGUGCUUCUCAUGGGGACUGGAGAGUGAGGCUGCCCCCGUCCUGCCUUGCAGCUCGUGCCAAGAGGACAUCACGAUCUUUUUGCUCCACUGCCUCUUUUUUCUGUCUGAAGUGUGUGUAACACACACAAUGCAAAGUAUCCAAAACCCAGAGUCCAGGUGCUUCGCUUUGGAGGUUAGCAGCACCUCCUGUUUGCUCUGGCUGUGCAGCCUGCACAUGGACUUCAUGCUUCUCGAUCUGGGACGGACACCCCAGCCCUAUUCGGUGUGCUAAGGUCAUCCUCGGGCGCUGCAGCUGCAGGGCUUGCCUCUGCUCGCUGAAGCAGAACCAGGGCCUCUAGCAGUGAAUCAGUCUUCAGAAACACAGUCAGGUUCCAGCAUGUGCCCUUCGAAUGCCCUGGCCUGCCUGCCUCCCUAUCUCGUUUUUAGCACAAGAAAAUCUCCUGUUAGGGUUUGUCCACUCGCUGAGGUCUGGGCUGGUCACCUUAAUUAAUUACAACUGGAAGGGGAGGGUAUUUUCUUCCUAUUUUGUAAAUUUGUAGUCUAUAAUUUUCCACAGAAUUUUAAUGCUUAUAACAUUUGUCUUAGCUUUAAUAUCAGUUAAUAGUCCAUAUGUACCAAUUUAUAAAAGGUAGAAGAAAUCUUUUUAUGGAGCCAUUAUUACUUUUGUAAAAAUAAAGGGUACUCAGCUUAUAAUAAUGCAUUUUACAUUUUUCUUUGUUUAGGUACUGGAGACUGAAAGCUUAGAAAGUGUGUAGUGUGUGUGUGCGUGUGUGUGUGUGUGUGUGUGUGUGUGUGUUAGAAAACUUGAUGAACCAGGAAACAGGUAAGGAGGAAAGACACAAGUUAAGACCUCUUUAAUAAAUCCUUGAGAGAUUCUCCAUGUAAGACUGACUGCUUCAGUCAGUUAUCAGAGACCUUCAGUGCAGAUGUUUUUUUUUUUUUUUUGUUUUGACAUGAUGAUGCUGGCUGCUUGACUGGAGGGCCAAGAUUUUGAAGAGAGAGGAAAGAAAACUGUUAGCACUGUCCGCACUUGAGCUGUUAGGACUCAGGCUGGUUGUGUGCAGAUAUGGGGAACAGCAGUGAAACCCUGUGACUCACUAGGGAGCCUGUCAUUGUGGAAGGAGUUGAAGCUGUGAUGAAUUGUGCACUGGGUAAUUCCAUUUACUAAUCACUUCACAGCUGAGUAAGACACUGCCUUUUCUUUUUUUCUAAACAUUGCUUCUCCAGGUUUUGUGUCCUAGCAAUAGGGACACUGAACUGUGCAGAAGGCAUAAAGAAUUCAGUAGAAAUUGUAGUUUGGGUUUUGAUCUUUUUUCAGGCUAAGACUGUUUGACUUUUAUGAUGCUUGGCAGUGGCAGCAGGCCGCAGCUCUGAUUCAGCCAUAAAGGGUAGAAAAUCCCUAGUCCACAGUGGACUGUGCCACCUGAGUUUGGAGGAUAUUUUAUGUUGUAGUUUUGCACCUCAUUAUGUCUGCCUUGUGUGUACAUGGUGUAUUACAUGCUUAGUUAUAAAAUAGACUUUUUGCUACCUGAUUUUUCCCAAUUAUAGGUAGCAUAAGUGUUCUGAGUAUGUUGCAGAUAGUCUGGGCUAAGCAAUCAUGUGUACUAGGUUUUUGACUCAAUAUUUUCUUUCACACCGACCCCUUACCUCCUUUCCAGUGCUGGGGGUCACAUUCAGGGCCUCAUGCAUGUUGGGUGAGCACUGUAUCACUGAGCUAUAUUUCUAAUCCCUGACUUCUAUUUUAAACUUUGGGUGAGGUUAUUCAGAGGUGUGUAGACUCAUUGUAAGUAAAGAAGUGCCCCACACUCUGAACAUGGCCACCUCUGUUCACCCACCUGAUCCCAUGGUCGUCUUCAGGUCAUUACCUGUAACUUAUCUAUUCAUGUUUCCUCUAUUUAGGUACAAUUGUUUUUUCAGUUCUAAACACUGUUUCUUAAGAAAUUUAUUUUUAUUAGUACAUGUUUGUAGCACAUAACGAUUUCGUUCUCAGUGGUGAACAGUGGAUCUUAAUUGGAGAUCCUCAGGCUUCAUGUCUUACUGGAUUUUCUAUUCCCACAGUGUGAAAUCACUUUACAUUUCAUCUGUUUCAUCAUGGUGUGUGUCUACAUGGUGAAUGGAAAGAGCCUUCACGAGAGAUGUCUUUGGUAGAUUAACAAGAUUUUGUAGGGGCAUGUUAUAAUUCUUACUGGUAUUGGAAUGGAACCUACUGAUUUCUUUUGGCAAAGUGAGUCAUGUCCUACUUUUUUUCAAGUAAAACAGGACUGCACCUAUGUAAUUAUGCUAAUCAAGGACCUGCCAUUUAAGUGAGAUGCAUUUAGUAUAAAGGGAAAAUAAUGCAAAAAAAGAAAAGAUAGAAACCAGUUACAUGAGGCAAAAAUGUUUUGAGUUUAUUUAUUUGUUUAUUUAGUCUUUUUGAGACAGGGUCUUGCUAUGCAGUUCAGGCUGGCCUUGAGCUCACUUUGUAGCCCAGGCUGGUCUCAAACUUGCAAUGAUCCAUCUGUCUCAGCCUUCCGAGUGCUGGGAUUGCAGGUGUGCACCACCACACCUAGCUUAUAAUUUAAUAUGAUUUAUUAGAUGCAAAGAAAGCACUGUGUUAUCUCCAUUGUUUCCUGUUGUGUUUUAAUGAUGUGGAUCUGCUUUCAAGAACAUUGAUGGGACAGAGAUGAGUUAAGUUCUCGUCUGUGUGACAUAGUGCUUGUUUUCAGUCAGGAACCAUCUGAUCCUGACCUCAGCUUUAACGUUCACUGUGGUUCCUCAUCUUUUCAGUCUUUGGUGAUGAGACAAAAGACAACAAACUGCUAGCUUCUUUGGACAGAUGGAGGCCUAGAAGGUAUGAAGUCCAGAAAUUCUUGAUCCUUUGCCAGCUGAAUAUUUAUAAGUAUCACGAGGCCUCAGCCCAUGGAAGCCAAUAUGAUUUGGCAGCUGGAACCUUAAAUGCAUGUCCCUUAAGGAAGUGGUAUUGAUUUUAGUAAAGUAUGGCCCAUGUGUGGUCAAGAUGACUGAUAUGUACUUGCUUCUGUGAUCCUAAGGAACCAAGGUACUUGACACAUUUUUGAUAGAUCUCGACUAUGUGUUUCUAAAGUGCUGCAAACUUCUAGCCAAGCUGCUGAGUUCUGCUCAGGAUCAUUACCUAUCAGCUGGUGAAUGCAGGAGGCUCUAAUUGCCAGUUCUAUCAGGAGUGUUUGCAUGAGCCUUGUUUUUGACUGAAUUCCAGCAACAGAUGGUCAUCAUGGCAUAUAUUACCUACAUUCCCCUGAGACAGGAGUUUAGGUUAUUGUGAACCUGGGUAGUAUGAAAAGCCAACCUAGAUAAAUGAAAAGCAACACAGUAACAUUCAAGUUGUCUUCAAUUCAUUUUAACUUUCAAGAAACAUUUAUGAGGAACGCUUUUGUAUGUUAGGAAUAUUCUAGGUGCUUGGAAUCCCACAGAAAAUAAGAUAGACAAAAAUCCCUCGUUUAGGGGUUUUAUAUUUUCAUAGUGAAGACAGAUAAUACAUGAAUAAUGAGACAACUUGAAUAAUGGGAACUGUAGCAUCAAAUAAAUUUUUAAAAGCCUAAUUUAACAAAAGUUAGUAUGGAACUUGGGACAGAGGCAUCAUGAAAUAGUUAUGGUGGGAAGAGAGCUUAGAGACAUUUGAGCUGAGAUCUGAUUGACAGGAAGGAGCCAGCUAUGUGCAGACUAGGGGAGAAUGUGCCAGGCAGGAAAGAGCAUGUGCAAAAGGGCUGAGGCGGUUUGAGUUUGGCAUUUUCUGAGACCAGCAGGAGGGCCUGGGAAGCUGGCCCCUUAUGUCCCAUGGGAAGAGUGAUAGGAAGUAAUGUUUGAAGACUUGAAGCCAGUCAGAUCCUGUAUCGCAUUGUGGGCCGUAGAAUGUGAGAUGUUCUCAGGGAAAUAUGGAAAGCAUUCGAGAGUUUUAAGUAGGGAGUGAUGUGGUCUGAUGAAUAGUGCUGUAAAUUACUACACAUUAUAUCUGUGGUCCAAUUAAAAAACCCUCCAGAAUGUGUCACUAUACUUGUGAGAAUAUUAUUGGGUUUAUAAUAGGCUACACAUUUAAUUUUGUAGAAAAUACCAAGAGCACUUGCCUAGCUUUCGUGAAACUCCUGGUUCACCCCCAGUAUUGUCCCUCCAAAAAAAAGCUUAACAAAACUCCUUUCCAUCAGCUUUACUUUUUAGUCCCAUCCUACAUUUGCUGACUUUGGAAUUUCUUUAGAAGUUCUGUUCCUCCAUUCCUGGGUCUUUUGGAGGUUCUGUAAGUUAGUUUGCUGGUUAUCAUCUAUCUCCUUUAUCUGUUGGAUUAGAUUUUUAGCAUUCUCUGUUUUGCUAAUUCAGAUAUCAUCUAUUCAUUUAUUUGUUAGCUUCCAAAGCUUGGUUAACAUCUUUUGUCUACUGUCAUCUUUUCUCUCUUUUUAAAAAAUUCAUUGUGGCUUAUUUCUUUUUAUUUCUUUACUAUCCAUGGGAUUUUAUGGGGAAGCAGAGAUAAACAUGUGUAAGUCUGCUUUAUUAAGUUAGAAACUGAAUGUAUCACAAGGUAUCUAAGUAAUUCUUCCCUAAUGGAAACUCAUUCUAAUGUUAUGCAGUUACAAAUAAUUCUCAUGUACUCUUAUGCAAACAUAUCUAAGCAUUAUAUGACAAAUUUCUCAACAUGGAACCCUUGGGUCAGAAACGAAGUAUGUUUAAAACUUUUGAUGGCUAUUACCAACACUUAAAUUUGAACUAAUUAAUAUUCAUAUCAACAUUGUAUAUGAGGUAGAACACAUUUUUGUUAGUGUACUAGCCACAUGUCUUCAGUGAUGCUGGACAAAAGAUUUAUUUGAUUGAUUUAAAACACUUCCUCUACUGAUAAUCUUUGUUGAUUUUCAUACUAGAUAACUGAAAAAUGGUACUAAGCACUAUUAUAUUGUAGUUCUCCAAGAAAAAAUGUAACAUGUAAGUAACUAACAGUAUAGCAACAGAAAUGUAACCAAUAUAAUUACAUAGAUUUGUCUUUUUACUUUGUUCUUGUCGCUUAGAAUUCUUCAGUUUCAUAGGCUACCAAAAUUUUCAGCAUUAGAGGAACCGUGAUUUUAUUAUAAUCUGCUUUUACUAGAUUACUUUAGUGGGAACUUUCAUUUUCUGCUUUAUGUUUAUACACUCAUUCUCUAGAUCACCUUGUUUCUGAUAUGACUGCUGGCCUUUCUGGUUAUCUGAGUGUUUGUGUUAAAAGGACAAAAACACAUUUUCUUAGACCCAUGAAAUACUAGAAAAAUAACUAUGUGAGAUGGAGAGCCUGCUAAAGAACUGGAAAAAUCUGAGACUGGGAAUUUGACAGUUUAGAGUUUACAUUAGCUCAGCUACGUAUUACUGCUGAUGUUGGGUGACCAUAUAAGCUUUGAGCCUUUUUUUGGGGAGGGGCUAUGGGGGAUCGAACUCAUGACCUGGCACUUGCCAGGCAGAUGCUUAUACCACUGUGCCAAAUCCCUGGCCCCUGAGCCAUAUCUUUAAGGUAAGAGUAAUAAGGCCUUUAAAAUAGUUGCAUCUUUGAUGUGUAAACUACAGAAAUCAAACAGUAUAACAAAAAUAAAAAAGCAAAUUCAUUUAUUCACUUAACAGAGAACCUCAAGGACGAAAUUUACCUAGCAUAUAUUUAAACUAUCAAGUGUAUAUAUUUAUAAUUAAUACUUUAAAUAAGUGCAUAUAUUUAAACAAUAUCAAGAAUGUAUAAUUCUAUCUCUCACCUAAUCUUUCCUGGGUUGACUUGGUGAAGACACAAAUGGCCACCAGCAGCCCAGUGCUUGAAUUCUGUGACUUGGGAACUUCAUGCAAAGCAGGAACAUCUUCUCAGGCAUCCCCAAAAGUGUCCAGGGCUGAGUCUUAUCUCAUCUGGUGUGGUUCAUACAUCUCUCAGAGCCAUUGUCUGUAAUUGUCCAGUCCUCUCCAGGAGAAAUGGGUUCAAGGUAAACAAAAAUGGGUGAGUUGCCCACAGUAAAAGUGAGGUGCUGUUGUCCAGAGGAAAGGGCCUGGGUGCUGGGCAGAGAAAGGCAAGAAGUAACUCCUGAUUUUUUCAGCUUGCCUCUCUUGACUGGGCCAGGGCUGAAAUACACAUUUGUAAGUAUAAACUCAUGGUGCUAUACAACAAAUGUAUGUUUGUUCUUUCUUUUUAUUAUGUGGAUCCUUCAUUAUGACUGAGUAAAAUAGGUUUCCCCAAAUAAAUUAUUUACAGUUAAUCUUUGCAGUUCCUUUUGGGCAUGAAUGAAUCAUCCCAAUUCUUAUUUCUAAAACUUCUCUUAUAAUAUGUAAUGUAAAGGAAAUUUUCGAGGAAAGAUAAUAGUAACUUUUAGAAAAUAAUAUAUAUUAUUGUGUUUAUCCAGUCUUGUUUAACAUGCCUUGGCCAAUGAAAUCAUGAUAGAUUAUCAUACCUUGAUGUGUACAGUGAUAGCCAGUUAAGAUAUGCAUAACUUUAGAACAUUGUGUGUAUCACACCAUAAACAAAAGAAACCAGCAGAAUGACCUGGAUAGCUCUUCAGGGUCUGAGAGCAUCUUCCAAGUAUUCCUUCGUCCUCUGGGCAGCCUAUUUUGAUAUUAUAUAUAACUUUUCUUGCAUCUAAUAAUGUUUAAACUGGUGCUACCUUUGGAAGUAACUUUCGUAAUGUUAAGGAUCUCUUGUAAAAGCGAAACUCCCUUUUCCAUGUGUAAUGUAUCAGGAAAGCUUCAUUUGCAGAGGGUAACAAACUGCACCUUUGUGGUCUACUUUUCAUGUGAAGUGUGUUAAGAAGGGAGUAACUUCCCCUGUCUCUUUAGGAAAACAGAGCUUCCUGCUCUUUCAGGUAACAGACAGCUCUGUUUCCACUUCCAACAUGUCCUGAAUUUAGCAAUUUGAUUAUGUAACCUAAGCAAAUCGUGCACACAGAAUCUCAUAUCAGCUCUUCACUUCUCCCCCAGCAGGGCCCCUGUGAAGCUGGCUGUUGGUAGGGGGACAGCAAAGCAAGGUCCUUCCCUCUUUCCAGCCUGCAUUAAUUUUUAAAAACUCCUUUAGGGCUGACUUAGUUGGAGCAGGGAUUAGGAAAACAGAACAUACUCUUCCUUAGUGUGUAUACUUGUUGACUUUCUCUCUAUUGGGUAAUUUCAAGUUUUGCUUUGCUGCUUGGGACCCUUCUUUGCUUAUCCCUUGUAGGCAAAACGCUGUGAGGACUGUAGUAUAUCUCUUUUGGGUGAUUUCAACUGCAUCAGCUCCUCGUUGCUUGGUGUGUUACGGUCUCCGUUGGAAAACUGUUCCCUCUUCAGGAGGCUGGUAUGGACUGAAUGACUCCAGGAAGGUCUUACCAACAAGGCCUGGACAUGGACCAUGGGAUUCUUCACAGAUGCUGUGAGGGAUGAGGAGGGAGAGCAGGGAACAUGUGUUAUAUGAAGUGAAAUCUAUAAUUGGUCUUCAUCCCCUAAAACACUUGGAGUCUCCUACAGACUAAGAGGGACGAGAACACAUUUUUCUGUAACAGAAAGUGUGUUCCUAAGUCCUUGUUAGCGUUCUUACAGGCACAGAAUUAAUUCAGAAAGGAAAGGAACGUUCUGUGGGAGCUGGAGGACUUUGCUGCCAAGCUCCACUGUGACAGUUUUGACUCUUCUGGAAUUCUUAGGUCUUUCUUGAUUUUUUAAAUGACAGCAUUGCUGAUGGUCUGGAUGGGGAAAAUAUAUUUUUUGUGUAUAUUUCUCCUUGAUAAUGAUUAGCAUUACAUUGACUUUUUUGAUUAUAGAAGGACAUUUGAAGCCAGCCUAGGCAAUAUAGUAGGAAGACAGUGCUCAAAAGAAAGAAAAAUUACGUAGAGCAUGAAAUAUGUAUUACAUAUACCUAUAUAUCUGUAGAUAUAUGUUAUUAUUCACUUAAAAGUAGCCACUUUAAGGAUUUUUUUAGGUCAAGAUAUCAUUGAUCACAAUUUUUUGAGUAUUUUACUUUAUUUUAUAUUUUUUUGCAGUGAUGGGCCAGACCCAGGGGCCUCAUAUGUGUUAGGCAGUGUUCUACCACUUAACUAUACCUCUGACUCCAUGAGGCUCAAUCUUCUUAAAACAAUAUUAAACCUUUACCAUAGGUUGAUACAUUGUGUCAACUUGAGAAGUUUAGAAGUUUAACUGAGAGACUCAGCAGGGAGCCAGGGUUCUCACUGUGUAAAUACCUUCAUCUUGUGCAAAGGAGGGCAAGGAGAUUUUGUGAGUGCACAACCACAAGGGAACGGGGCUGUGUACAGUAUAAGGAGGAGAAGAGGCUUGCUUUCUCCUUUUUUUUCUGGCUGCUACCCUGAAAUGUUGCCCCAAGGCCAUGCCACACUUCUUUGGAGCCAGUUGAUUAUUGACUGAAACCUCCAAAAACUGUAAGAUAAGAAAAGCUUCUCUUCCCUAAUUUUGGGAGUCAGGUAUUUUGCCUUAGCAACUAGAGAAAAAUAACCAAGACACAUAGUCUUCCAGAUAGCCUUAGUAAAUAGCCAUUCUCUGAGAAGUUGAAUGUGAUUUUUGGGAAACAAACUAACCAGUAAUCACUGGGAACUGAAUCUGAUGGAUAAUAUUGAUUAUCAUAUUAGGCAAAGCUUUUGAGGUCAGAAUAGUAUGUCUAUAAAAUGUUUUUCAUGUUUAAUUCCACUUUUGAUAGUGGGUUUUAAAAACAAUUUAAGAGUAAUCUCAAACAACAGUAAUGCUAUUAAACUGUGCCCAUAUCUCUAGAGAUUACUGUUUGAAAGUAAAAAGUACAGAAAGUAUAAAAAGAAAAUGCUCAAAUGCUCUUCCUUUCCUCACAAAGCUGUCUUUCCUGAGGCAGUACCAUAGCUACCCCCGGCUUGUCACACAAGUCCUUCAACUUAUGUUGAUAAUUGUGCAGAACAAUACUCUCAGCCAGAUCUCAGUAUCUUUGUGUAUACUUUAUCUCACUUCACUAUGAGCUCUCUCUGUCCCAAAUAACACCAAUCCCUUUUAAAGGUAUGUGUAGCUUUGUGCAGUGACAUUAGCAUAGCCAAUGAGAUUUAUCCAAGUUGUGAUUAUUGCUAAUUGAAAACUUUUCCCAAUACUCUGUCAUGACGACUUGAAAUAAGUCGGCAUUGGCAAUUUUUAACAGUUUCUUUGGAGACUGAGAGAAAUAAAAAUAAAGUGUGAGUGUUUUCCUUUGGGAAGCCUCCAAAAUUACUCAAAGAGCAUCUGUCUAUAGGCUUCUAAGCCAUCAUUUGGUGGGAAACUGUCGCCAUUGUUGGUUUCUUGCUGCUAUUAUCCCAGGCACAGUUAAUGUUGUCACCCUACAUAUUAAAGCCUCACAGAGCCUCUUACAGUAAUAGCCUAUCAAUCUGUGGAUGAGGGAGUGUGGUUCCUAAGUUCUUAACAGCAUUUCUGCAGGUACAGAAUUAAUUCAUGACAUUCUUCCAUGGGACUGUGGCCUGGGCUGCCAAGCUCCAGUGACAGUGAAGAGUUCACUGUCAGAUCCUCUUUCAGCCGUGGUGCAUGUGACUCUCUUAGCACUGGUCCACAAAUAUGUGCUUAAAAAAUUGUAGCUGCUGAUAUGGUGCAAUCACUUUAUAGUAUUAAAGCGUUGGCUUUUUUUUCCAGUCAAAUCAUUUCAGACGUUUUCUUUAAACACCCAGUUAAUCACUCAGAUGUUAUUUCACCUUAAAAGAGCCUUUUUACUUUGUCACAAGAUGGUCAGUUCAUCCAGAGGAAUCUGACCUUUUGUGUAGCCUCUUAGGAACCCAUGGCUUCCUUCCCAGUCACUUGCAAAAGGAUUCCCCGCGGUGAGCCACCAGCCUUUUGAAGACAUCCAUUGGUGGGGAAGGGGUACAUGGCUCAUCCUGUAGUUUCAGAUUUCAUUCAUGAAUGUUUUUCGAUUUUAGGAAUUGAGUCAAUUCACAGAACCACGGAACAGUAGAUACAGCUAUGUUCUGAAACAUGGUUCAUCUACUGUUUGCUCAUCUGUGCCCUGUUAACUAUGAGUGCAAUGUGUUCCUCAAAGAAUCACAGUUAUUUUUAUUACAAAAUGAAUGUGAGGAGAAAAAAAAUAAAGUACCAGGGAGGUCCUGGCUCUAUACUAUUUCUUUCUUUGUAUCCUUUAUUUUUAGAUUUAUUUCUAUCACAUGUCGGUCACAUAAUUUACUUAUGAAUUUGACUCCUGUAUUUUUCUUUUUCACUUUAUUUUUACUUAGCAUUACAUAACAGGUGUGCUGCCUAGUACACUGUACAACCUUCUUUCAGAGGGCAUUUUUUCCAUCAUUUAGAAAAAUGACCCUUUAACAAGUAUUUGCCACACCCUUUCUUAAAAUGGUAAUGAUCACCUCCAGAGAUGCACCUUUUUUAUCCAAUUACAUUGAUGUGCAUGGUGGGCACCGCUUUUUCAAUAGUGAUCUGUGGACAUAGGCCAUGGCCACUUUGGAGAAAAGCAAGCAUGCGUCCAUGAUGAUGAAUCCAGAGAACCAUAUCUUGGCAUGGUUACCUAGCUGGAAACUCAGCUCUGGUCCCCUUAAAGGCUUCAUUCAUCCUCAUUCUAAAUUUAAUGAUGGUUAUAUGAACCCUAAAUCUCCUUUUCUGACUGAGGUAAGGAGGGAAUCCAUUUCUCAGUCUUUGCAUAUCCCCCUCCCUCCUUCUUUUCUUACUAAAAAUGUAAGUAAGUAACUCACAGGAGCUUUUAGCAUAUAACCCAUAUCUUAAGAGUGAGGCAUUGAGUUUGCUGCCCACCAGCCUUGUAAGACAUGAGUCAAUUCCAGAGUACAGAGUUGGGAACUCAUUUGUUCCUGACCUAAGAACUAGUAACUGACUAGUAACUAUUUUGGCUGAUUGCCCUGAUUCUGGAGUCGUUUGCUUCUGCUUUGGUUUAUUUCACAUUUUGUAAAAUGAUGCUUAAGUAAAAAUACUUUUUUUUUUGGCUGGGUUCCUGUUUUUUCUUAAUUUUAAAGAGAAUAAAACAAAACAAUCUAGUGAAAGUGUUUUUCUCAGUAAGCAUAUUUGCUCAUCGGGCAUUCUUUGCCCUGACUUAUUUUUUCCUGUUACUUAGACUGUUCUUCGUCUUUCUGUUUCUACACAUCGUUCUUAAAAGCAUCCUCAUCAAAAGUUUUUAUAGAUCACGUGAAGAGACAGGGCACUGCACAGAGAUGGUUUGCCUGGGAAGCCUGUACUCCUGAAGGUUCUCUCCUUCUGUCUUUUCAAAGAGUAAGUUAAUCUUGAACACCCACAGAUAUGCAAGUUGGAAUUACAAUAGAAUAUUCUGAUGAAUCUUUUAAAAACAUUUCUACUUAAACACCACGGUAGCCAUUGAUGAUUUCCUGUCAUUUUGAUUCAAAAGCCAGAAAUACUUUUAUUCUUGGUUUUGACUGGUUUUAGUCUGUUUUCAAUUAUUUGAUCCCAAUAUAUAUGAAGAUAUGGACAACUAUUUUGAAGAAAACAAGAGACAUUAUGGUAGCCAUUAUUGAUUUCCUAGUGUCUGUUUUGAAAGCCCUUAAGGGCUUUCCUGUUACUUAGACUGUUCAUCUUUCUGUUCAUCUUUCUGACUUAGACUGUUCAUCUUUCUGUUUCUUCACAUCCUUCUCGGACUAUGUGUGUUGACUCUGCUUGCAUUCUCAUCCUGGCCUCCUGAAGUGCUCCCCCAACCCCGCGUCAACUAUUUGUGGCUGUCAGCAACACAAAUGCAGUAAGCUGAUGGUAGGAAAAGGGUAAAUUUUGUGGAAUUAUUCAUGAAUAGGAAGAACACAGUCCCUGAAAUACCUCCGAAGGUCUAGGUAAGAAAAGGCUGGUAGAUAGUAUAGCAGCUGGAGCUGGGACCUGGGGAGCCACUGGAAUCAGUAAAGUCACCCUUCAUUCCGUCCUUUCUUUAGGUGUCAUGUGGUUUCUUGCUAUGGAUCUGUAUCAGAGUUUCUUGAAUGUCACUGUUGCCAUUUUUGACCAGAUAUUUCUUUUCCUUUUCAAGAUGUCCUGUGCAUUGUAGGAUACUUAGCAGCCUCCCUGGCCUCUGCUCAUGAGCUGGCAGUAAUAUAUCCCACAAGAAAAGGGGUCUCUAGACUUUGUUAAAUGUCCUUAGAGGAAGUGAGUUUCCUUGGUUGGUUGGAAACUAGUGGUACAUAUAAAACUGCUUUAUUCUCCUGUUCUUGGUUACUCUGUGUGUAUGGGAGAAAAUGGCUUCCAGCCCUGUCUCACCUCUCCACUCUUGGUUAAGUGUUCCAUUUCCCAAUUCCAACUCCAAAGACAGGAUCACAGGAUUUGAUUGUCUCUGGGUUAGUUCCUUGGGAAGAGGUAUCGACUCUGUUCCCUCAUGAAGCACAAACAUGGUGUCAAAUCCUCUCCUCCAGAGCAGUAAUCAUCCUGUGGAGCUCAUUUUUCCCUGCAACUCAGUUUAUUCUCUGGUAAACACCUGUAGUGGUUGGUUGAUUGAUUGUAUCAACUUGAGACACUUAGAAGCUUAACUAAAUGGGUUUAGUAACUCUAUAUCCUAGAAGACCCACCCUGGGCUGACUCAUCACUUGGAGGUAUAAAAGGGAGGUAUAAAAAGGAGGAAGGAUGAAUGCAUUGCAUUCUUUGGAGAAGCUCCAGUCUUUGCCUUUGGUUUGGAGCUUGUCUCCUGGCUUCCAGUGUAGAAUCUUCGGCUUUCCAGCAUAGAUUCUUCAGCCUUCUAUUGUAGAGCCUUCAGCCUUCUGUCGCAGACCCAUCAGCCUGCUGGUGUGGACUUGCACGAGACUCUAGGGUGAACUCCAGACCUUGGAUUGAAUCCUUCGGCCUCCAGCAUGUAGCCACCCUCUGCACGCUUCCUCAUCCGACUCUGUUGCUGACGGGAAUGGCCAGUAACCUGUGUGCCAGGUAGCAUUCUAUGCCAGUCUUGAAUGCUAACAGGAAGACACGAGCAGCAGACUUGUCCAGGAUCAUAACUUGCUGUUGGAAUAACUUGGAAAAGAAGAAACAAAUAAAAACCAUGGCAAAAGUAAAUAGAGCUGGGCCCGCCUCCCCACCGGAUGGAGGCUGGGGCUGGAUGAUCGUGGCUGGCUGUUUCCUUGUUACCAUCUGCACCCGGGCCGUCACCAGAUGUAUCUCAAUAUUUUUUGUGGAGUUCCAGACAUACUUUGGUCAGGAUUAUGCACAAACUGCGUGGAUUCAUUCCAUUGUAGAUUGUGUGACCAUGCUCUGUGCUCCGCUUGGGAGUGUUGUCAGUAACCAUUUAUCCUGCCAAGUGGGAAUCAUACUGGGUGGCUUGCUUGCAUCUACUGGUUUCAUCCUGGGCUCAUUCGCCACCAGCCUGAAGCAUCUCUACCUCACCCUGGGAGUUCUGACAGGUCUCGGAUUUGCACUUUGCUAUUCUCCAGCCAUUGCCAUGGUUGGCAAAUAUUUCCGCAGGCGCAAAGCCCUCGCUUAUGGCAUCGCCAUGUCAGGGAGCGGCAUCGGCACCUUCGUCCUGGCUCCUGUGGUUCAACUCCUUAUCGAAGAGUUUUCCUGGCAGGGAGCGCUGCUCAUUCUUGGGGGCUUCGUAUUGAAUCUCUGUGUUUGUGGUGCCUUGAUGCGGCCUAUUAAUCUUAAAGAAGACCAUUCAAGUCCAAAGCAGAACCAUGCCUGCCGAACUCAGAAAGAGGACUGUAAGCGGACAUCUCCCUAUUCAUCCUUGACCAAAGAAUGGGCAAAGACCUGCCUUUGUUGCUCUUUGCAGCAGGAAUAUAACUUUUUACUCAUGCCAGGAUUUGUUGUGUUCGCCAUCUCUGUUCUAUUUAUGGCUUACGGCUGUAGCCCUGUCUUUGUGCACUUGGUGCCUUAUGCUUUAAGUGUCGGAGUGAGUCACCAGCAAGCUGCUUUUCUGAUGUCUAUACUUGGGGUGAUUGACAUUAUUGGCAAUAUCACAUUUGGAUGGCUAACUGACAGAAGGUGUCUGAAGAGUUACCGCUAUAUCUGCUACCUCUUUGCCGUGGGACUAGAUGGGCUCUGCUAUCUCUGCCUCCCAAUGCUUCAGAGUUUCCCCUUGCUUGUGCCUUUCUCUUGUACCUUUGGCUACUUUGAUGGAGCCUAUGUGACCUUGAUUCCAGUAGUGACUGCAGAAAUAGUGGGAACCUCCUCUUUGUCAUCAGCACUUGGUGUGGUGUAUUUCCUGCAUGCAGUGCCGUACCUGGUGAGCCCACCCAUUGCAGGAUGGCUGGUGGAUACAACGAACAGCUACACUGCAGCCUUCCUUCUCUGUGGGUUUUCCAUGAUAUUUAGUUCUGUGUUGCUUGCCCUGGCUAGAUUUGUAAAGAGGAUAAAAAAACCCCAGCUGCAGUUGCUUGCCAAAGAAUCUGAUCCCAAGCCGCAGCAAUGGACCAAUGGAUCAGUGGCUUAUUCUGUAACAAGAGAAUUAGAUCAGAAGGAUGAAGGAUUUGUGGCCGCAGCAGGGCCUGGUAACAACCUCACAUGACCAACGGCCUUGAGCCUGUGAAUUUUCAGGACUGAGGGAGGUGGGACCAAUUCUUCAUGUUUCUGAAGCAUUUUAUUUUGGCAGAAGUUCUGCUUUUCAAGGAAAUUAUUACUGUUGUUUUGUUAACAUAUUUAUAUGGGAAAAAUAGCAAAUAAUAAAGAGUGCUGGACUAGCCUGGAGUUUCCUCUUUGGGGAUUUGUACUCACAAUAGACUUUGGUCUUCUGGGCAGUGGAGCAUUGCUCCAUUGAGAAUAUAAGGACAUGGUUGAUUUAAUGAGUUGUACUUAGUGGAACUGGGCAGCAGCUUGUCCUCCCAAAGUCUACUCUUCGAGCCACUUUCCUCCACCCAAAAGCAAACAGAAACAUUGGCAUGCAGGGUUGCUUUCUCCAUUCUGUUUGCAGUCAGUCUGGAUAUAGUGGUACAAGGUGAGGAUUCUAGUCUUUUUCAUGGCAGAGUUUCUCAUUAGAGUGGUUAAGGAAUACUUGAGAUUUUUCCAAAAGUAAUGGUUAAUACAGAAAGAGACUUUUCUCCUUGUAUCAUCUAACCAACCUUUGCCUUUGCCAAUGGCUAGAUAUCGCUUGGAGAGUCCAACAAAUUACAUGGCUGGAAUGGAUCUUAAUGGGUGGCGGGUAAGAUAUUCUACUUGAAAUAGUCCACUUGAAAUGGAAAGCUCUUUUUCUUGGAUUGUUUCCCCGCACUCAUGUCUAUCACUAUUGCAUAGUUACUCUGCAAUUUAGCGGAGCACAUUCAGCUGCAGGAACACCUCUCCAACUUUACUGAAAUGUUGGUAAUACCAAUACUCUCGUGUUGUUUUCUCUUCCCCCAGAAACCUCUUAUCUGAAGUGCAGACAUGGUCCUAUUGGGAACUAACAGUGUUGACAGCAUUCCAGUUGGACAAGGAUUAAAUCCUUGAAUCAGCAGAUCGGUGGUGAGAGAUUCUUUGCAGAUCAGACAUUAGGUUCAUCAUCACUCCCAAAAAGGUCUUGGGAGUUCUACCUGAAAAAUACCAUCUUGGAGAUACCCUAAAACUGAGAUUCUUUUCUCUCAGUAUUCAUGCUUGUUCCAACACAUACUGCCCUUCAUCUUUUUAUGGACAAUAAUUAGAAACACAACUCACUGACUUAGUUUUUCAUACUCCAGGACCCCAUUUCUCUAUGGUUAGGGUUCAUUUCUGAGUUUUCAGUUUGAAGAGAGAGAGAGCAAGGAAAGAAAAGAGAAAGGCCAGGUCUGCCAGGCUUCUUGAAACCGUUUCAAAUCCAUAGAAUGUUAAUCUUGAAUCUCAGAUCAUCUCACACAUGCAAAUAGGCGCAAUUUAUGGAGUUAAAAGGAGGAUUUUACUUAUCUAAGAAUUUCAAACCCUAGCCUCCAGGAAAUAUUUUGAACCUAAUAGCCAUUUAAUGUACUGAAUCCCUAGAGAUCUUACAGGUGCCAUGCCAGAGAGGCUGGGAGGAAAAACAGAACGGUCCUGGGUUGGCUAAAGAAUUCUCAUUUAAUAAAGAAAUGAUCUCCUAACAAUCACAUGUUAAUGUUAAUCCAUUGCUUUCUAAAUGAAAUACUGACUUGAUUUGAUGAGAGAAAAUCAUAGUAUUUGUAGGUUGUUUUUCAAAGACAGAUUUGAAUGUUAUCUGUUUAUCUAUUUUGAGAAUUAGUUUUUACACAUUGCAACCUUAAAAAAAAGGAAAAUAUAUGUGAAAAAUCAAAGUUAAAAUGAAGUUAUAUAGAUUUGGAAUAGUGCUUUACCUUAAAUAUCAUUUCUUGAAUCUUUAAGCAUAAAGAUUUUUUGAAGUAUAGUUACAAAUAUUCUUAUACAUAGUUUUUCAUAAUGAUGAUCACAGUAAUGAUCUGCAAUAUAAUUUCUUUAAAGUAUUGUAUUUAUGAAAAUGAGCAAAGUGAUGAGAGGUUUUAAAGAUUUUAUUAAAACACAAGAGAUAUUUUAACUUUUUACAUGCAUAAAUUUCCAUUGUGCUUUCUCUCUUGGAGCAGCAUUUUCAGAAAACUAGUAAGAAAAAUGCAGGUCUUAGAGCCUACAAUUUUGCCAUUUACACAGAAUUUUGCUGUUAAUGUUUCAUGUGCUUAUACUGUUUGUUACAAAACUGAAUUUGUGGAAAUUGUGUCCUUUAUGGGAUCAAGACAAAGCUGUGGUAGAAUGAGACUAUAUCUUAAAUAUUUUUUAUACCACUGUAAAUUUACCUUGGAACCUACUGGGUAGAAAAGCAGAAUAAACGUCCUUACUACUGCAGACAGUGUGUACAAUUGAGCCGUUUGUUCAGAUUAUAAUUUCACUAAUAAAUCCGAUAUGUAUGCUAAUAUUGUCCCUGCUACUUCAAAAUCAAAAUAAAGUGAGGUUAUAGUUA
This is a messenger RNA of Cavia porcellus (domestic guinea pig), 29787 nucleotides long. It is a transcript of the gene Slc16a12, whose product is annotated as solute carrier family 16 member 12. The record is from RefSeq and is a predicted model, not a curated record. Gene Ontology annotation, molecular function: monocarboxylic acid transmembrane transporter activity. Gene Ontology annotation, cellular component: plasma membrane. Bases 25870 to 27432 code for a protein of 520 amino acids. The transcript is spliced from 7 exons. NCBI's taxonomy places the organism in Eukaryota, Metazoa, Chordata, Mammalia, Rodentia, Caviidae. Gene Ontology annotation, biological process: monocarboxylic acid transport; transmembrane transport.